Messenger RNA from Strongyloides ratti, 1461 nucleotides. Its product is annotated as LD40707p. Bases 1 to 1461 code for a protein of 486 amino acids. The transcript is spliced from 2 exons. Lineage: Eukaryota; Metazoa; Nematoda; Chromadorea; Rhabditida; Strongyloididae. The record is from RefSeq and is a predicted model, not a curated record.
AUGUAUAAGAAAAAAUAUCUUGACUUAAUAUUUUUCCUAAUUAUAUCAUUUAUUUCUUUUAAUAUUUUUUUAUCAAUAAAUGCCAAUCCUUAUUCUGUUAGUGGAUAUAAUGGAAAUACACAAAAUAUAAAUGUUGCCAUUAAUACACUUUCAAAUUCUCGUAAACGUAGAGAUAUUGAAAAAGGAAUAGAUGAUAAUGAUAAUGAAAGUGGUGAUUUUGAUCAAAAUAGUUGGAAUAUACCUUCAGAUGUUGAGGUUCAUGAUGAUAAUGGUACUGAUCAUCUUUAUUAUGAAAUGAAAAUAUACUCAAAUAAUGAGACUAUUUUUAAAAAAUAUUAUAUUGAUGUUGAGGAAAUGUUAAAAGAACCUGGUACAGAGGGUAGUAUUGAUCAUCCACAAUUAGUUAAUUCAUAUCGUAAAGCUGUUGGUAUUCAUUUAAAUAAUACUUAUCGGUUUUAUGGACAUACACUUCAACAAGUAACUAUUGCAACAGGUGGUUUUUGUUAUGUUGGUGAUCAGGUACAUUCAUGGUUAGCUGCUACACAAUAUAUUGCACCAUUAAUGGCAAAUUUUGGUACAGAAAAUAUGGAUUCAUCAAUUUUAUAUGCUGAUGAUGGUAAAAAACUUGUUGUUGAAUGGAGAAAUGUUUUUGUUAGAGAUCAUGUUGAAGCUGGACCAUUUAUUUUUCAAAUGUCAUUAUAUGCUAAUGGUGAUAUAGUUUUUGUUUAUGAUAAAAUACCACUUAAUCCACAAAAUAUUACUGAAGAAAAUCAUCCAAGAAAGAUUGGUAUUAGUGAUGCAUAUACAUCAGAGGAACCUUUUGGUUCAAUACUUGGAUCACCAAGAAGAUCAAAUUCUACAAAAAGAGUUAUUUAUGAAUAUCAUAAAAUUUCUGUUCCAUUAGAACAAAUUACAAAUAAAACUGUUGUUUAUAUUAUGGCUAAACCAAAUUGUAUACAGAUAGAAAAUUGUGAAGAAUGUUACUCAUCAAAUCUUCAACAUUUUGAAUGUUCUUGGUGUAAUGAUGAAACUACUAAUACAGGUUUUUGUUCUGAUCAAAAUGGUUUACAUAGAAGAAGGCAAGAUUGGAUACAAAAUCAUUGUCAUGAAAAAAAACUUGAUAAUAUUGAAUAUUGUAAAAAUAUUAACUCAACAACUACAACAACUGUUAAAACAGUUACUGAAAAUGAUGAAUCUAAAAAAAGUAAUACUACUAAUGAUUCUAAAAAUACCAAUAAAGAUAGUGUAGUUAGUGAUAAUAUUGAUGGAACUAAAAAUGGAAGACAUUUUUCUUAUUUAUUAGCCAUAUUUGUACUUCUUAUAAUAUUUGUUGCUUGUUGGGUUGCUUAUGCUUACUAUAAUCCAUCAACACCAUCAGGUCAAUUUCUUAUCAAAUAUCGUUUCUCCCAGUGGCGUAUUCCAACAAGUCAUGUCCGUUAUAGUGCAUCCCUUCAUACAUAA